Tupaia belangeri chinensis (Chinese tree shrew) is the source of this 2968-nucleotide messenger RNA. RefSeq names its product solute carrier family 35 member F6 (gene SLC35F6). Gene Ontology annotation, cellular component: intracellular membrane-bounded organelle; membrane. The transcript is spliced from 6 exons. NCBI's taxonomy places the organism in Eukaryota, Metazoa, Chordata, Mammalia, Scandentia, Tupaiidae. Gene Ontology annotation, molecular function: transmembrane transporter activity. Bases 424 to 1380 code for a protein of 318 amino acids. The record is from RefSeq and is a predicted model, not a curated record. Gene Ontology annotation, biological process: transmembrane transport.
GCAGCGAUGGCCUGCCAGGAGGCUGGGAGUGAGUACCCAGAUAUAGCCUCCUUUGUGUCCCGGGCAGGGAGGCAGCCUUGUCUCUGGGCAACCGUUUGUGUUUUCUCUGUCCCCAGCUCAGUGCUGUUCACUGUUGAGAACCCCAGUGCCCAGGACCUGGCCUUUCUCUGAACUGAUUCUGAGAGCAGUGGGCACUGCCCUUCCCUGUUAGACGGCACCUCCACUGGGCCUGUCGGGCUCCAGAGCUGACUCGAGGACCUCCAGCUGCAGCUGUUCCACCCUCUGAGCAUGCUCCACGUCCCUGGGUUUUCUGCUGGGUUCCACACUGUGAGAAGCUGACUGUGGGCGGACAACUUCACGGCCGAGGGCUGCGGAGGAAGCCAGGAGCACAGCUUCCAGCACCCCUUCCUCCAGGCCGUGGGCAUGUUCCUGGGAGAGUUCUCCUGCCUGGCUGCCUUCUACCUGCUCCGCUGCAGAGCUGCAGGCCAGCUGGACUCCAGCAUAGACCCCCAGCAGCCCUUCAACCCCCUUCUCUUCCUGCCCCCAGCCCUCUGUGACAUGACGGGGACCAGCCUCAUGUAUGUGGCCCUGAACAUGACCAGCGCCUCCAGCUUCCAGAUGCUGCGGGGCGCAGUGAUCAUCUUCACAGGCCUGUUCUCGGUGGCCUUCCUGGGCCGGAGGCUGGUGCUGAGCCAGUGGCUGGGCAUCCUGGCAACCAUCGCGGGGCUGGUGGUCGUGGGCCUGGCUGACUUCCUGAGCAAGCAUGACAAUCAGCACAAACUCAGCGAUGUGAUCACAGGGGACCUGCUGAUCAUCAUGGCCCAGGUCAUCGUCUCCAUCCAGAUGGUGCUAGAGGAGAAAUUCGUCUACAAACACAACGUGCACCCGCUGCGGGCAGUUGGCACUGAGGGCCUCUUUGGCUUCGUGAUCCUCUCCCUGCUGCUGGUACCCAUGUACUACAUCCCCGCCGGCUCCUUCAGCGGAAACCCUCACGGCUCGCUGGAGGACGCGCUGGACGCCUUCUGCCAGGUGGGCCGGCAGCCCCUAAUCUCCCUGGCGCUGCUGGGCAACAUCAGCAGCAUCGCCUUCUUCAACUUCGCGGGCAUCAGCGUCACCAAGGAGCUGAGCGCCACCACCCGCAUGGUGCUGGACAGCCUGCGGACCGUCGUCAUAUGGGCGCUGAGCCUGGCGCUGGGCUGGGAGGCCUUCCACGGGCUGCAGAUCCUUGGUUUCCUCAUCCUCCUGAUGGGAACGGCUCUGUACAAUGGGCUACACCGUCCGCUGCUGGCCCGCCUAGCCAGAGCCCGGCCCCCUGCAGAGGAGAGCGAACGUGAGAGACUGCUAGGCGGCACCCGGACUCCCAUCAACGAUGCUAGCUGAGCCUCCCUCGACGCCAUUGCUGCUGCCACCCGAAGGCUCUGUCUUCACCCUGAGGCCAAGGCCGCACAGACUGAUGGGCCGCGUGUGCCCUGUCGGCAAGACCGAGCCCUGACCCCUUCCUACAGUCCUCCAGGGCAGCUGCUGCCACCAAAGGUGACAAGACGCUUGUCACUCACACCUUCAGUAUGGCAUUAGCCAGACCCCACAGGCCUGAGUGCCAUGGCCGAGCCCAGCCUCCGAGCCCUUUCUGCAGCACGAUAGCUAAGUCCUGGACGUGAGCUGCAGGAACUGACAACCUAGCUUUUCUGAAUCACAGACUGGUUUACAGGAAGAGAUCAUGUCGUUUCUGAAUCGCAAGCUAGACUGGGUUCUCCAAAGAAGUCAGCAAGUUCGAACCAGAACUUAGCACCGUAUUUUCUACCACGUGUAAGAUACUCCCUGGAGCUGUCCAAAGACCCAGGUUUCAGGCCGGACUGCUGCUCACUCGGAGUGUGUUCUCCAGCAUGUUCCCUGGUGCUCUGGGCCUGGUGUUACACUCUAGCAAAUCAGGGUCAGCACUGUGGCCUUUGGUGCCCUUUGGUCCCAGCAUCCUCUGGGCCUGUGAUUCUGACCAACCUGAAGAGAGUCUCAGCCCAUUUGUUGGAAUUGCCCCACCCCCAGUGGUGCCUCCCCUCCCUGUGCUCACUGUGAUGUCCUUGCUCACACCCCCUCCCUGCCCAAUGAAGUGACCAGCGGAGUCCCAGGCGGCCCUCCACGCCUGGGCUAUGAAUGCAUCACCUUCUAUUGUAAAGUGGAGAAACGGAGCCCAGAGUUGCAAAUCGUUUGGCAAGAAAGGUCUCCUGUUAGGUGCCUGGGGCCCUGGCCACAUGAUUCUGCAGCAGACUGGGACCUAGAGCAGAUCUGGGUCUCAGCCCUACCCCCUCUUCUCACCCUGCCCCCUAGCAGCCUUCUGCACACAGAACCCCCAGGAUGGUGGAAGUAGCAGGACUCUGCCGUUUUGAGUCAUUCCAGUAUCCCCAGCAUUGUAUUAAGUGCUUAUCAUUCGUUCUCUCUUUCAAGAGCCUUUAGAGGUGGGCACAGAUAAGAAAACAGUAGACGUGAAGCGACUUCCUCACAGAGCCAGUAUGCCUCCUAGGUUCGUCUGGUUCUAAACCUAGGCCCCCCCAACCACAUGGGUCUCAGUGGGCUCUUGGGGGUGGCUCUCCUGCAGCUGGGCUGGAAUCCUCGUGCACUGCUGACCUACCCUGCAGAGAAGGGAUGGCUCAGGAGCCCCGGGAGCUGAGCACUCUUAAUUCCAGGGUUGCUCAUCAGAACUGUAGAGCGUAGCCUCAGCCCGUUUUCCUGGGCAGCUCAGCCAUAAAACAAACCACCAAGUUCCUCCCUUAAAAUAGACUCUAAAGGAACCUCUCCUUUCUACCAGCCCUGAGUCCCAGGGUCCCCCGAACUUCUCUGGCCCUUGGCCUGUGUCACAGGAAGAAGGUAAUGGACAGUGACAGUGGAGAUGACAGUUACCUUGUCUAAAACCUGGGGCCUUAGAAUGUUGUUUUGAACUUUAUUAAAAAAGAAAAGAAAAAAAAAUUGACAGUAU